AUGGUUGUUGAGGAUCGCUCAAAUACGGACACCGAGGUCGAAUCGGAUUCCUCAAAUUCCGAAGGGGAACCUACCUCUCGUCUCGGGCAUGCGACUUCUAGAUGCAAAGUUGUUCCUCCUAAAUGCGGAGUGAUAGAGAAGGGGGCUACUGCAGUUGUGGAUGAGGGUAAUCAAUCACGGGCUAGCAUGGUUACCGAGCUCGGGCCGACCGAUGCCAUUGCUUCCAAUUCUUAG
This is a messenger RNA of Dovyalis caffra, 234 nucleotides long. The record is from the annotation of a GenBank genome assembly. Lineage: Eukaryota; Viridiplantae; Streptophyta; Magnoliopsida; Malpighiales; Salicaceae.